Molecule: messenger RNA, 1646 nt
Organism: Hydractinia symbiolongicarpus
Lineage: Eukaryota; Metazoa; Cnidaria; Hydrozoa; Anthoathecata; Hydractiniidae
Product: phosphatidylinositol glycan anchor biosynthesis class U protein-like
Exons: 13
Coding region: 37-1350 (437 amino acids)
Biological process (GO): attachment of GPI anchor to protein; protein localization to cell surface
Cellular component (GO): GPI-anchor transamidase complex; membrane
Source: RefSeq, a predicted model, not a curated record
ACGAUAUUAUAGAUAUUUCUUAUUUAUGUACCAGUAAUGCAGCAUAAAGAAUUGAAAGGGUCAAACUCAGAAACCUCAAGAUGGUUAACUGUAGUGUUAUUUGGAACAUUUGUUCGUGUUGUAUUCAUGGUAUCAGGCUUUCAUGAGUCAUUUUAUCGAAAUGUUCAAGUUGUUAGUCCUGUGACUUCUUGGUUCAGAGUGACAGAAUGUGUUGCUUUGGCAUCAAAACAAAUGUCACCUUACUCUGGCGACAUUUGCCACCAUCCUCCUUUGGUUGUUCAGUUCUUUCAAGCAUUACCAGCAGGGUAUUCGUUUUGGUUUUUCUUGUUUUGCGAUAUUUUGACUGCAAUGGUACUCUACACUGCUGCUGCAUCAUAUACAUCCAAACAGCUAAGUGAUCAAGAAAAAAACAAAACCAAAUAUGCAUCAGAUACAGCUGUGUUAUUGUUAGAUGAAUGCAAAUUAAGAAACGUUCCAUUAACUGUGAUGGCUUUUUACUUGGUGAAUCCGUAUACAUUAGUAUCAUGUGUUGCUCAGUCAACUGUUAUUUUAAGUAAUUUGGUCACUGCAAUGGUUUUGUUGUGUAUGAUCAAUGGAUGGUUUUCACUGUCAUGUGUAUUUAUUGCAAUGUCUUCAUAUUUAUCUUUGUAUCCAAUCAUGUUGUUGGUUCCUGUCACAAUCUAUGCAUGUCAGAAGUCAUCUUCCAUCACUGUACCUGUCAUAAAAUGCUUGACAUCACUGCUCCUAAUGUUAUGUGGACUGUUUUAUACUUCAUACAAGAUGGAUGGUAGCUGGAAGUUUGUGUAUUCUGUGUUUGGCUUUAUAUUAGAAGCUCCUGACCUUACUCCAAACAUGGGUUUGUUUUGGUACUUUUUUUUGGAAAUGUUCGAUCAUUUUAGUUUGUUCUUUUUAUGGGUUUAUCAAAUCAACGCAUUCAUUUACACUGUACCCUUAGCUGUCAUAUUCAGGAAACAACCCAUGCUUAUAUGCUACGCGCUAAUCUCACUGAUGACACUCUUUAAAUCAUACAGCACGUUUGGUGAUCUAAGUCUACCCAUAGCUUUGCUACCAUUAUGGAGUUACACAUACAGAUACAUGCGUAAUGUGCUUUUAAUAAUGGCGAUGUUAUUAUUUACAUCUGUACUUGGUCCUGGCAUGUGGCAUUUAUGGGUAUACGCCGGUAGUGGAAAUUCAAACUUCUUUUACGCUGUCACUCUGGCUUACUGCACAGCUCAGAUAUUCUUAUUAUCUGACGUUCUGUAUGCCCAUCUACGUUACGAGUAUCAUCUUUGUAAUGGAAUGUCUCCUAAAACAUCGGAUGGAAAAGAAGGUACUGUUGUCAUGAAGUGAGAUAUUGUUAUUCUUCUAGCUGACAAAGAAGAUAUUUUUACCUGGUCCAUAACGUGGAGGUGUCACUGUGGGAGUGACGCUUUUUGGAACAGCUUCGGGUGGCCAGAACGAACAAACUGACUGUCGAGAUAUUUUGAUGUCAUCCAACGCGAUGUCACCGAAGAAGCUGUACGAUGUUGUACCUUGGAAAACGAUCUAGGGAAAUGUUUAUUAGUUAGCGAACUUAAAGCAGAUAAUAUAGUUGUAUCGAAGAACGUGUUUGCCAUUUAGAGAAGAAAUGUAUAUAAUGAAGAUUA